This is a messenger RNA of Nothobranchius furzeri (turquoise killifish), 2781 nucleotides long. RefSeq names its product zinc finger and BTB domain containing 8A (gene zbtb8a). Gene Ontology annotation, biological process: regulation of transcription by RNA polymerase II. NCBI's taxonomy places the organism in Eukaryota, Metazoa, Chordata, Actinopteri, Cyprinodontiformes, Nothobranchiidae. Gene Ontology annotation, molecular function: protein binding; DNA-binding transcription factor activity, RNA polymerase II-specific; RNA polymerase II cis-regulatory region sequence-specific DNA binding. The record is from RefSeq and is a predicted model, not a curated record.
CGAUGGCUUUUCUUUGUGGGGCGUAAGCGGGUCUUGCCGACACCUCUCGCCUGAGAUGGAGCCUCUCGGUGCGGGCAGCAGGCUGAUCUCGCUGCUCUCCGGACCUCCGGGGAGAAGUGGGGAUAAAAAAAACCGGGUGUGCUGCCGCCUCGUUCGUCUAGGCUGAUUAAAUCAGCGCUGAUGUGUUUAUUUCAAAGCUCGCCAGCAGCAGGAGGGUCGUGAGGCUGUUUUCUAUUGUGUGCUGGCUGAAGCCUGAAGUGGGCGUCGCUCCAGGACAGACGGGGCUGCUCCGGUGCGGCGCUGCCCGCUUUUCUCUCGAAGGACUGCAGCGCUACCGGACCGUUUUCUAGGUCAAACGACUGCUUCAAUCGCCGAAUUGAUCUCCACUAAGAUCCCUUCUGGUUUUAAAUGCUAUUUAAUAAUAACCGUGGUGCUUCCGGCGGGUGUACCGUGGGUUAUUAUCGGGCGACGCGGAGCCUGAUUCAGAUAUUUCAUAUCUAAGCUGCAGAACGGGGAAAGAAAACGAGGCUGCAAUAUAGCUCGGUGCUGAAUAAUUUUAUUCUUUAAGGAGUCCGGCUGCUGUAUUUAAUUUCAUUUUCUCAUCCGGCCAGUCGUGACUAGUUGGACGGCUGGAUUUCCCAGCGCGCUUUGAACUCAGCACAGGAUUGAUUAAAGUGUUUGUCACCCGAUGCUCUUCGAGUCGGGCGUUGCACAUGAAAAAGAUGUUCUGACUGAAGGAUUGCUCAGCCAAUCACAAAUCAGGAAGAAGUUGGGUGGGCGAUCAGAACUGGAGGUGUUCCAGUUUAGAGAGAUGGUUGUGUCACCCUCAGCUAUGCUUAGCAGACAUUUUCAUCCCGCCAGACGGACGCAGGCGUGCCCGUGUUCCAGUAAGGACCUAGAUGAGCAGCCUCAGAGGUGGUUCAACACGGCUGACAUCACCGCGUCUCACCAAAGCAGCCUGCUUAAGCAGCUCAACCAGCAGCGCCGCCAGGAGCUCUUCUGUGACUGCAGCGUGCUCGUGGAGGGCCAGCACUUCAGGGCACACCGUAACGUCUUGUUCGCCAGCAGCGGCUACUUCCGCAUGCUGCUGUCCCAGGGGUCCGACGGGCUGCCCGACACCGCCAGCGCCACCUUCGACGUCUUCAGCCCAGAGACUUUUACCGUCAUCCUAGAUUUCAUCUACACGGGCCAGCUGGACCUGUCCAGUCACAACGUGAUUGAGGUGAUGUCUGCAGCCAGCUACUUGCAGAUGAACAGCGUCAUCAGCUACUGCAAGAACUUCAUCAAGUCCUCUUUGGACAUCAGUGUGAAAGAAGAAGACAGCGAUCGGUGCCUCAGCUUGUCUGAGACAUGUUCGUUCACGAGUGGAGCAGGAGAAGAGUCCACGGAUCACCAGCAGCAAGGUCCCCGCUCCGUCAGCCCACCGCCUGCACUCUGGACCCGCGACAGCUCCAGAUCCCAGUCUGGCUUUUUUGGAAAAGACUCAGAGCAGGACGCUUCCUCCUUAGCCUUGAAGACGGAUCCAAGCAGCCCUGUUAACGAAAUUAGCGCAGAGGUAGACGACCUGCAGGACCCCCAGGACCCACUGUACACAUUACCAGGAUCAGAGCGCCGGCGUGGAAGAGGAGGAGCCAAGCGGAAAGUGUCUAACAGCAGUCGCUCCAGCCAGCACGAGGAUCUGGACAUUCAGGAGGCGCGGACUCGAAAGGCUGAAAAGGCAGAGGAGCUUUAUGCCACUCUACCGCCCAUCGUCGGUGUUAUUAGUCACUUUAAUAAAGAUUCUAAUCCAAUCAUGCGCUUCAAGUGCCCCUUCUGCACACACACGGUGAAGAGGAAGGCCGACCUGAAGCGCCACCUGCGCUGCCACACUGGGGAGAGGCCGUAUCCGUGUCAGGCCUGCAACAAGCGCUUCACUCGCCUGGAGCAUCUCCGCAGCCACUUUGAGACGAUCCAUCAGGCCAGGAAGCUGGUGUGCAGGAAGUGCAAGUGUCAGGUGACAGAAGAGACUGGACAUGUGGUUUGUGAGGGAACACGCCGUUACCGCAUGUGCACCGCCUGCAUCCAGGAAGUGGGCUGCGACGACGUCCCCAUGGACGGUCUGCAGGCGUCCAACGACGAGCCGGCCCUGCUGCUAGGCGUGGACGGCGAGGAGGAGGGGGACGCUAAAAGAACCUGGAUGGUAAACGAUGACGAUGACCUGGCUGAAGACUCGGGAGCAGAUCUCAUCAUCCAGCAGGUGGACGACAGCGACGAGGAGCUGCAGUGAAGUUGGAUCAAAAUGUGUGCAGAUAAAAAGCCAUGCUAGAGAAUUUAUGGACAAACUGAAGCCCACACCUGUAUAUACACACACCUGUGAUGUGUUAGACAUCAACUAGUUAAAUUCAACUAUUAUUUUAUUUAGCUGAGAUUGUGGUGCAGGUGGAAAGUUAUUCGUUGAUCUUCUGGAAGAUAUACGGUAUCCAAAGCAUGCAUAUAAUCAAUGUUUCAGUUGUUUCAGUUGUAGUUAUAUGAUAACUCUUAUGAACUCUUUUGAAUCUUUAUAUGCACGACCAAACGUCACAACUUUGGUGGAUUUUUUGGACCAUUUUUUGGCAUUAAAGCCAACAUUAAUCACUCAGAAAUGAUGGCAGUCGUCCCAGAGAAGGGAAAGUUUAUUUUUCAGUGUUUGUCUGCAGUUUAACCAGUGCUUGUGAUAUGCACUAUGUUAUGAACAACUAUUUAUUUAUUUGACUUCUUUGUUUUAUUUUAUUUUUCACUCAUUAAAGAUAUUUUUAUACCGUU